AUGUCUUCAGCUGCAUUUUCUAAACAAAAUUCAUCUCCUGGUCCAACACGUCGUGCUCGAACAAGAAAUGAAAAUAAUGAGAAUAAUCCACAACAUAAUGCUAAUCGUCGUAGUUUGAGUGGUAAAUUUCGAAGUUUAUUUCGAAAAAAUUCUGCAUCACCUAAUCGUACGAUGAAUAAUACUGAACGCACACCAACUGCAUCAUCAGCGCGUCAACAAUCUCUAUCACCAGAAACACAACCAGCAGCUACGGAAGCACCUCAUUUACGAGCACCUCUUGUUAGUUGGCCGUUUGGAAAGAAAAAAUCAAAAUCGCCAGCAACACAAAAUGGAAAAACGAAAACAAAAGGUAAUCGUAAAACUAAAAGAACAACAGCAGCACCGUUGGAAAUCUCCGGUCCCAUCUAUCUACAAGAACAUCAAACAUCAAUACAUGGUCAAAAUUUUGUCCCAAGAACACCAGAAAUUUCACAUGGUAAUACUGGAAGAACUCAUUCAUUAACAAAUUACGAAACAACAACAAAAGGUUUUCGUGAUUAUAUGGUUAUUGAUAAUACAAAACCAUCUCAACAGGUAAAGUUAUCAGUUGAUAAACUGGUAAUGAUAUCUAAUCGGGAUACUAUUACACCACCACCAUAUCCAUUGAAUCGUAGUCGUUCACCAUCAAUGAAUCAUCAUCGUUUACCUGAUACAAAUAUUGAAUAUUCUUAUCAUAAUGAUAUUUCAUCAUCACCACCAUUAUCAGAUACUGAAGUCUUUCAUACACCAAAAUAUCGACGUAAAAUCGAUGAUGCUCCAUCCUUAACACCUAUUCAAAACUUAGUCGAAAAAAGUCCAUUACGUCCUCAAACUACAAAUUAUUCUCCACCAAAACAACAGCAUAAAGUAGAUGAGACUCAUUCAUUUACAACUGCUCGAAUUUUAGUCGACAGCAUUCCAAUAAUUUCUCCACCGAUAACACAAUCACCAAAAUCAACUAUCAAUUCUAAUCAAUGGAAGAGUUUAUCAUCGUCGUCUCUCACUAAUACUGAAAUGCGUUCAACAGCAUCAUCAAUGGAUGUUGAUGUUCCAAAAUUAAAUGCACCUUUUAUACCACUUGGUCAUAUAUCAAAUACAGAAAAAUCAAAACGAACUAAUUCUCAUUCUCAUCUUGAUGAAACAUAUAAUUCAUUGUCAACUGUUAGUAAUUCUGUUCAACCAAGUCGAUCAUAUACAAAUACAUAUGUUCCAUUACCUGAUGCAAAAAUUAUGCAUAGUAAUAGUUUAACUUCAUUACAACCAGCAACAACGAAUAUUCCUAAAUAUCCUGGAUUAAGUGCCAUUAUUCAUUAUCAUAUAAGACCAACUUCUGUUCAUUAUAAUGAAUAUCCAACAGUGAAAACAAGUCCUAAACGAAUACAACGUUUUGAUGCAUCAACUACAACAUUAAAUGAUUAUGAUCAAGAACAACAAUGGUCUAAUAUGUUCAACAGUGGUUCACCAUCAUCACAUUCUCCUAUUCAUCAUCAUGAUGGUUAUAUUCGACCUUUAACUCCUCAAAAACCCUCAUUACAAACAGAUACCAAUGGUAUUCGUGUUGAUAUUGAUGAUGCACAUGAUAGAAUACCUUCGACACCAUCUCGAACAUCAUAUUGUGAUUCUUCUGAAAUUCCAAUAAUUUAUCGUAGUUCAACAACAGUUUAUACCAAAGAUAAGCAUAGUUAUAUUGAUGGUGGAGAACUUCGAACAUGGAGUAUUCAAGGUACACAGGAUGAUCAUGAUAUUGAUCUACCGAAGAUUACAAAUGAAUAUCAAUAUAAUUCAAGAAUUCCUGAACAAGAAAGAAAACAUAAUGAUAUGCAAGAAGAACACUAUGUAGUUUCAUAUGAAUAUCAACGACAAUCUCCACAUGAUGAACAACACUAUUCCAAUAAUCGAUACUCUCAUAAUUUCAAUGAUGAUGAUAUAAAUUCAAAUUUUACACGACCAUCAACUGUAAUUGAACGAGAAAAAAUCUACGAUCAAUCAGCUCGUUCAUAUCAAACUACGGAAUCUAGACAGGGAAAAACAGAAUGUUGUUUUAUAUUAUUUUUAGAAUCUAUUCAUGCGAAAACUCCUGUUGAAAAUUCCGAAGCAUCACUUCGACAUUACAUAUUAAAACGUUCGAAUUCUUAUGAUGGUCUUGGAAUUUUAAUAUCUGCUGAUAAUAAAACAGGUUUAAAUCCUCGUAUUCGUGAUAUUGAACCUGGAUCUCCAGCUUAUCAAAUUGGUUUACGUAAAGAUGAUCGUAUUAUUUAUAUUAAUGGUACUAAUGUUGAGAAUCUUGAAUUUAGUGAGGUUCUCAUACUUAUACAACAAGGUUUAAAUAAUAAUAAUCUACAAUUUUCAGUUAUGAAUGAAUCCAUACUUUUUUGA
Molecule: messenger RNA, 2394 nt
Organism: Rotaria sp. Silwood2
Lineage: Eukaryota; Metazoa; Rotifera; Eurotatoria; Philodinida; Philodinidae
Source: the annotation of a GenBank genome assembly